GAUGUGCUGGUUUGGAUUUGGGCAUCUGGAUUCAGAACCCAGGAAGUGAAGUCUCUCUGCUGCUGUGUCGUCUGAUGUCUCGUGUGAGGGGGAAAUGGAUGGAGCCACAAGUCCCAAGUGAGAAGAUGCAACGUACCCAGUUGUCCAGUGCCGAGCAGAGAUUGUUGUAUGAAGAAGCCCUGUACACAGUUAUCCAUAGCAGUGGUAAACCGGCAGGGGACCAAUGUGAGGACAAGAAUGAGCUCCUUCAGUACCUGCAGAACGCUUUCCAAAUGGACAAGGAGGAUAACAAUGUCAUUCUGAAGCAGGUCCGAGACCAGAAGCCACCCUCCACCUUUCUGAAGCUGACAGUAAAGGAAGCCAAUGGAAUUAUUGGGAAGGACGCGACUGGCUUCAGUGACCCCUACUGUUUGCUGGGGCUGAUGGUGUCAGAAGAAGCCCAAGAAGAAGAGGCCCAAAGGACAGACAGUCCCCUGCCCAGAAGACGGCAGAAAGCUGUGAUGAAGGAGGUAAUCCCUCAGCAUCAAAUCCAGAGAACAGAAGUCAAGAGGCAGACCUUGAACCCCAUUUGGAACGAAACCUUUCUCCUGGAAGUCAAGGAUAUCCAACUUACUGAGCUGUACAUGGAAAUGUGGGACCUGGAUGACGAAGAGUCUGCGAAUGUCCGGCUGGCUGAAAUCCACGGGAUCCACGGGCUGAAGAGGCUGUUCAAAGAUGUGAAGAAGGCAGCUCGGAAGCAUGAACAGGAUGAUUUUCUGGGAAAUGUGGUCAUUAAGCUGCAGGACUUGCCCUACACGCCUGAAGACAAAUGGUACACUCUGGAGCCUUGCACUGAGACCUACCCGAUCGGGAAAGUGUCCACCUACACCUGGAAGCUCAUCCACAGGGCAGGGGGUCUUCUGUGCCCUCCAAGGGGAGGGGAAUCUCGGAGUCGAAGUGUCCUCCACACCGGGGACUGCAGCAAGAUUUAUGCGAUGUUUGUUUUCGCAGAGGGACACCACAAUGAGCAAAACAGGAGCCCCGUGUUUCGGAUCCAUCGCCGCCUCUUGCAGCAGUUUGUGCAGUUUGAUCGGCUGAAGAAGCAGGCAGGGGAUGUCCAGGGGGAAGUAGAGCUGAGUGCACCGGCCUCCACCAUACUGUCUCUCCAUGCCACACAGAAUGACCUCUCGCCCUUCCUUCAGGAUCUGGCGAAGUGGCUGGCCUACAGCAAGCUGUACCAAUUUGUGGAAGUUAGCUACACCUUCCUGCUGCAGCACCUGACCAGCAUCGAGUACCAGUGGGGACUGGCACAGGUCACCCUGCAACUACAGGCGCAAGAAGAAUUGGCGGAGUCUUUCACAUCGUUCCUGGAUUAUGGAAUUUCUCUCACCCAGAAGUACAGGGAAGUUUUUCCAAUCUCUGAUCCCAAAUCAAUUGAACACCAGCAGUCCCUGCUCAGGGUCCUGGUGCAAAUCUGUAAGAUGAAGGCUUUCCAAAAACUUUGUUCUUCAGUUCCCGAUCUCCAUGACAGAAUCAUUGAUGCCAUUAAGUCUGGCACCACUGAGUGGUAUCACGCCCAGAAGCAGCUGCUGGAGCCCAUGAUAAAGACUGAGGAAGAAAAUAUGAAGUCCCUGGUGUUAUUCAUAGACCAGCUGAAUAGUGACCUUACAAAUGACCGGAAAAAACGAUUGAAGAUUUUCACAGGCACUGUCAAAGUCAACCUAUUCAAUGUCACCUAUAUGCAGAUCCAGAAACUGGUGGCUGAGGAUCUGAAGGAACAAGUGAUAAGUACUGGAGGUGGCAGGUCCAAGGCGGUUAUUGAGAGUCUCUACCAGUUGUACCAGAAGCUCAGACAGCUGCUGCAUCAACAGAUUUACUUAUCACCAAAUGAAGAUUCUGUUCCACUGAGUGACUUCCACAAGUGGUUCAGUGACUCGUUACCAAAGUGGUUACAGAUGGUGUACAACAAUACGGUGGAGAUGGUCCAGCGAGCUGUGCAGAAAGAUCAGCUGGAGAGUUUAGGGGAGAAGACCAAGCACAGCACCUCUGCUGUGGAUAUUGCAACCUGCUACCUCAAGAUCAAGCAGACCUGGACACAGCUGAGCUGGCCAGAUCCCGAGGAAGCAUUCGUCAUCAUGGUCAAGCUGACCGAGGAUAUGUGCAAGAUUGCACUAAUGUACUGUCGACUCAUUGAGCAGAAGGCAGAGGAGCUGUCAGCCAAGGGAAAUCAAGUAAACCCAAGUGAUUCAGAUGCGAAUGCCGUGAGGUCGCUGCAACUCUGUGUGGUUCUCAACAACAUGAGGCAUCUUCGGGAGGUCAUUUCCCGGCUGCCUGAAGACCUGGACUGGCAAGGACUAAAGGAAGACACAGCCAACAUGAUAUCAGUGGAUCAAAUCCAGAACACACUGCACACCCAGCUCAAAAGGGUCAACGAUUCAAUCAACAAUAAGAUCCAGGGUGUGAUCCAAACCCUUGCACAGAAGCUGCAAGCAGACAUAAAGAAACACAUUCACAACCUGUCCACGUCCAGUCAUGAAUCGCCAUUGGAUAAUUUGAUUGUGCCUUUAAUGAACUUUCUGGAGACUGAGUUUGCAUACAUGGAUACAAACCUGGUACAAGAGAAUUUUCAGAGCCUUCUAGGUUUCCUCUGGACACAUAUAAUUGAUGUCAUCAACUUAACGUCGAAUCAGUGUGGGGUUUCUCAGGCGCUUUAUUCAAGGCUGAGCUACACUCUGCAGAUCCUGCUGCAGUGCUUCCACGCUGAGGGAAAUGGUCUGCCACUAGACAAACUCCAGAUUGCCAGCUUCAAGGCUCUUGAGGCCCAUUUGUCUCUGAAUGCAGCAAGCAGUCACCAACUGAUCCAGAAGUAUUGUGCAAAGAAAAUCCAGCAACAGGCUGCUGAGGAAACAUCCAAGUACGGUGCAGUCACUGUAAAAGUGUUUUAUGACAAUCAACUCCAAAAGCUCCACGUUGAAAUCCUAAACGCAGUCAACCUCAUUCCACUGGAUUCCAACGGUGCCAGUGAUCCUUUUGUGGAGGUGACUCUGCAACCCAAGCACGUCUUCCCAUUGGUUGAAGGCAAAACCACAAAAUGCAAGUACAAUGACCUCAACCCACUCUUUGAUGAGAGCUUCGAAUUCAGCGAUGUUACUCCAGAGCAGUGCCGGACUGAAGGAGCCUGCCUGCUGCUCACUGUAUUCGAUCAUGAUACACUGCUCAGUGAUGACCUGGAAGGGGAGGCGUACUUCCCCCUGCAAGACAUCCCAGGACUGGACAGCAUAGAGGAAACCUUCAACAUCAGCAAGGUUCCUCAGACCCGACUAACACUUGGCCAUCCAAAACCCAACGAAGACAAUAUACUGAAGUUAUUAGAGGCACGGAAAGCAGACCGAGACGCUCAGGCCUUCAUUAAGAUACGAAAACAACGGGAAAGGAAGUCGAAGGAGACAUAAAGGUUGUCACAGCCUCAGGAAGAAGCACCAGCUACAAGAGAACUUUCAGACACCUUGUAUUUCACUGACAGCCAGUGAGCCCCCUGAUAAACACCUCGGCCUGCCAGCAUGGUUCAAAGAAAGCUGCAAGCAGUGUAUCAGCAACUUCCUGUGUGUGGUGGCUGGGUCCUACCCCCACCCUGUGUGUGGGCUGUUGAUGAAGCUGGUUUCUGGUGUGGGACUGUGAAUGCACACACGUUGCAAUGGCCCUCAGGUUGUAGAGACUCUUCAAAGUGCUCACUUACAGCUGCCUUCAGUCCCUCAGUUGAAGUUCACACUCCUGCUUUUGUAGACUCAGUAGUUUCAAUAGAUUCUACACAGGGCUUCAGUGAAUCACGUGGUAGUUUUUAAAAUGUUCCAUGUGAUUUGAUGUUUUUAACUCCAACCAGCUAAAACUUCGUUGUACAGCAACAGAGAUUAAAUCAGGUUGUGUGUGUGUGUUAAUAUUCUAUUUAAUAUAAGUAAGGUUUAUGUUCAGGUUCAGUUUAAUUUUGCUGCAGCUGCUUGCAUUGUUUGUACAGUGUCAGCGUGACCCCGGAUUGGUGCCAUUCACCUCGAGGGAGAGGGAGCUCGGUACUACCGGUGAUGCCAACAUUAAUGCAAAAUGCCACAAGUGCCAAAGCAAUAGUUGAAUUGGCUUGGGAGUUGUCCCAGAGUCCUGGCCAAUACUUCUCUGUAAAUAAACACAUGAAAACAGAUUUACCACAUUGUUGUUAACUGAACCCUGCCGUCUAGCACCACUGAAGUCCCAAGGGUGCUGGGUUAUCAGAGCUUUACUGUACUGUUCAUGAAAUCUAGCUAUGCACAAAGUACCUUCUGAACUAUUUGGGAUACCCACCACCCUCUGUGUGGAAAAACUUGCACCUCAGAUCCCCUUUAAAUUUUCCCCCUCUUACCUUACCCCCUCUAGUUUUAGACCCCCCUAUCCCGGAAAAAAGACUGUGACUGAUUCCCCUCUCUGUGCCCCUCAUAGUUUUAUAAACAUUAAGGUCACCCCUCACCCCUCGUCCCUCUUCUCUCCGGGGGAAACAGCCCCAGCCUAUCCAGUCUCUCCUUAUAACCCAAGCCCUCCAGUCCAGGCAACGUCCUUAUGAAUCUUGCCAGCACCCUCUCUAGCUUAGUCGCAUCCUUCCUGCAGCGUGGUGACCAGAACUGCGCACAAUACUCCAAGUGCAGCCUAACCAACAAUUUGUACAACAUAAUGUCCCAACUCGUGUACUCAGUGCCCCAGCUGAUGGAGACGAGCAUACCAUUCAGCUUCUUCACCAUUCUGUCCACCUGUGGCAUUACUUUUAUGGAGAUGUAUACUGGUAGCCCAAGUUCUUGCUGUUCAGUAACACUCCCCAGAGCCCUGCCAUUCACACUGGACGUUCUGUCCUGGUUUAACUUCCCAAAAUACAUCACUUUGGACUUGUCCAAGUUAAAUUCCAUCUGUCAUUCCUUUGCCCACUUUCCCAGUUGAUCUAAAUCCUGUUGUAACCUUAGACAACCUUCUUCACUGUCCACUAUGCCACCAAUUUUGGUGUCACCUGCAAACUUACUAUUCAUGCCACUUACAUUCACUUCAGAAUCAUUAAUAUAUUUGAUGAACAGUAAAGGACACAGCACCGAUCCUUGGAGCACACCGCCAGUCACAGGCCUCCAGUCUGAAAAGCGAACCUCCACUACCACCCUCUCCUUGCACCACCAAGCCAAUUCUGUAUCCAGUUGGCUUUCCCACCCUGGAUCUCACGUGUUCUAACUUCUGGACCAGUCCACCUUGUCAAAGGCCUUGACGGGUGGCACGGUAGUGUAGCGGUUAGCGUAACGCUAUUACUGUGCCCGAAACCCAGGUUCGAUUCUGCCCCUCUUUGUAAGGAGUUUGUACGUUCUCCCCGUGUCUGCGUGGGUUUCCUCCGGGUGCUCCGGUUUCCUCCCACAUUCCACAGACGUACGGGUUAGGAGCUGUGGGCAUGCUAUGUUGGUGCCGGAAGAGUGGCAACACUUGUGGGCUGCCCCCAGCACAUUCUCAGUAAAGCAAAAAGACGCAUUUUACUGUGUGUUUUGAUGUACACAUGGCUGAUAGAUAAGUAUCUUAGAUAUAAAUAUCUAAUGUCCAUGUAGACAAUGUCCACCCUCCUGACCCCACCCACCUCAAACAAAAUUUAAUCAAAUUUGUGCGAUAUGAUCUCCUGCAAACGAAGGUGUGAAAGGGCUAUGUAAAUGUACGUUAUUGUAUGGGAGUUUUAUUUAUAAAUUCAUCUCCUACGAACUGUUGCUCACCAGAAACUUACAUAAGGGAUGUGGUGGUGAAGGGUGGGGUGAUGCAUUGUGAUUUCUCAAGAAAGCCUCCAAGCGGUUGAGACUUGCCAGCAGGGCGCAAGAAAAUCAUCGCGACUGGUGGUGCUAAUGGUGUCACGUGGUCGAGACCUCCAGUUCCAGCGAGGGAGGAGGAUCUUGGAGGCAGAGUACAACCUUUGUCAGUGGACACAGGGGAAUCACUGUCCAGGGAUGGAGAGGUCUGAACAGACUGUGGCUAGAAAUUGUCUUGGGGGUUGGUACGAAUGAAUGAUGUAGGAUCCGCUUGUGUUGAUAUUCAGUCACAUUGCAGUCUGGUAUAUGAGUAUUGGGUGCUGCAGAUAACAGAAUGCCUAUCCAAUACUGCCUGUCUUGCAACAUAAAGCAAAUAUCCAACCCCAUAUGUCCAGGACCUUGGAUGAUUUUAUUUAACUGCUGCCUGCCAAGGCCCCUAGCUCUAGAAUUCCCACUUAAAGCUCCAAACAUCUCUGUUCUGUUAAAAAACUUCUAAAAUCUUGCCUCUGAGUAAGCUUUUGGUCACUUGUCAUAAAAGAUUUUUGCUUCAUAAAUUAGAUACGUGUCUCGUGUCCACAGCAAACAUUCAAUAAAACUUAA
Molecule: messenger RNA, 6362 nt
Organism: Pristis pectinata (smalltooth sawfish)
Lineage: Eukaryota; Metazoa; Chordata; Chondrichthyes; Rhinopristiformes; Pristidae
Gene: unc13d
Product: unc-13 homolog D (C. elegans)
Source: RefSeq, a predicted model, not a curated record